Saxophila tyrrhenica is the source of this 1659-nucleotide messenger RNA. RefSeq lists its product as uncharacterized. Gene Ontology annotation, cellular component: plasma membrane. Bases 1 to 1659 code for a protein of 552 amino acids. Gene Ontology annotation, molecular function: nucleobase transmembrane transporter activity. NCBI's taxonomy places the organism in Eukaryota, Fungi, Ascomycota, Dothideomycetes, Mycosphaerellales, Extremaceae. Gene Ontology annotation, biological process: transmembrane transport; nucleobase transport. The transcript is spliced from 5 exons. The record is from RefSeq and is a predicted model, not a curated record.
AUGGCAGUCGUUUUCAGAAAAAGCAUCCGCAAGCUGGAGCUCUCAGAAGAGGAGCAAGGCGAUCGAUGGAGCAAUGAAGAUACACUGCCCGUGCCGCCAGAGCGACAACUAUGGGGUCCAUUGCAGUUUGUCGAGCUCUGGUUCCUCGUCAACAUGAACCUGAGCUCGUAUUCGACCGGGUCCUCUCUCAUGGCGAACGGACUGUCGUACUGGCAAGCGAUCGUUGUCAUCAUCGCUGGCAACGCUCUCGCAGCGCUAUUCGCCGUUCUCAACUCAGUCUCGGGCGCCAGCUCUCACCUCGGCUUUCCCAUCGUCUCGAGAAGCGUUUGGGGCAUGUGGGGGAGUUACUUCCCUAUACUCAACCGCAUCUUGCUAUCCGUUGUCUGGUACGGCGUCCAAUCUGUUUUUGGCGGCAACAUGAUCUACGUCUGCCUCCGCUCCAUCUGGAUGGACAUCGACGACCGUAUACCCAACACCCUUCCAGCCAACAUCGGCAUCACCAGCGCUCAGUUCGUCGGGUUCUUCCUCUUCAACGUGCUGUGCGUAAUCUUCAUCUGGUUCAGACCUAAUCAGCUGCGGCCAUAUUUCCAUGGGGCAUCCGCGUUGGUGUGUAUCACCCAGUUCGCACUGCUUGGCUGGGCCAUCGCAACAUCGAACGGCUGGGGAUCUGUUAAGACGACAUCGAGCGAGAUCCCUCCGUCGCAGCUUGGGUGGUCGAUGUGUUCGGGUAUCAUGUCGGUUAUCGGGAGUAUUGCGAGUGGUAUCCUUAACCAAAACGACUAUACGAGAUUUGCGAAGAAGCCCAGCCAUGUCACUUGGUCGCAGUCCUUGUCGUAUACCUUCUCAGGGAACGUCACAUCGAUCAUUGGUGUGCUGGUGACAGCUGCGACUCAGAAGCAAUAUGGCCACGGCGAGCCUCUGUGGCAACCAAGCGACCUAUUUAUCGCGAUUCAAGACCAACACGGCUCGAAGGGUCGAGCAGCAGCUUUCUUCCUCGGCAUUGUGUUCAUCUUCAGUCAACUCAGCAUCAACGUGGUAGGAAAUGUACUAGCUGGAGGUCUCGACGUCGCAGCUGUACUACCCAAAUACAUCAAUCUCCGCCGCGGAGCCUACGUUAUCGCCGCACUGUCCGUCCUUCCGAACCCCUGGCAACAACUUGCAUCUGGCUCCACGUUCCUGGCCGUGCUAUCCGCCUACGCAGUGUUCCUGGGUCCCAUGAUCGGCCUGCUCUGCGUCCACUUCUACAUUAUCCAGCGACAGAAGUUUCACUAUCCGGAUCUCUACACCGGUUCGUCGAAAUCAUGCUACUGGUAUACAUACGGCGUCAACUGGCGGACGGUGGUUGCAUGGUGCCUUGCCGUUAUACCGUCGAUGCCUGGGUUCGUCAACGAUGCAAACCCUGCGUUGUACGUUCCCACUGGUGCUCAGCAUGUGUACAGCCUGAGCUUCGUGCUGGGUUUCGUGCUGGCGUCGGUCAUUGCGUUCCUAUUGCACUGGGCUUUUCCAGUGGAGUAUCCGUCAAUCACAGAGCUCGAGCGGGAGCAAGAGAUCCAAGGCAUUGACCCGAUGGGCGAGCGGAUGGGCGCUGUGGACGUUGCAGAAGGGCGGACCGAGAAGAAGAUGGCAGAGGCUUCUGUAGCAGGCGUUGGUGGGCCUUGA